AUGCUCUCCAUCCCUCUUGCCGGCGCCCUUGUGGCCCUCGGUGGAAUCGCCCUGGCGCAAGACGUCGUUGAGACUCCCAACUUCAACGUUACGGAAGGUCUCCUCCAGUUUGGCGUGAAUGUGUCGACUGUUCCGGCCCUGGAAUCGUUCAAUACUAUCCAGUCUCGCUCAAUUGACAGCGGAUGUGCUGCGGCCUGCGCAAGCUUGGGCUUCCUUUUUGGAUCGCAGAAGGUGAACGCGCAAAACUCGGCCCUUUACAACAACUUCACAAAUUCCUUCUGGUCCGAGCAGCAACUGGAAGUACAGCCUCACUGUGUCUUCCGUCCCACUCACAACACCGAUGUCAGUGUCGCGGUGCUGCUCUCCCGGUUCACUGGCUGUCCGUUUGCCGCCAGGAGUGGUGGCCAUGCCGCCUUCAAAGGAGCCUCGAGCAGCGUGGGUGGAGUCAGCAUCUGGUUCAAGGAUAUGACGGCCGUCACUCUGAAUGCGGACAAGACAGUCGCGUCAGUUGAGCCCGGAAAUAACUGGCUGUCGGUAUACUCUGCACUGGAGCCCUAUGGUUUGGCCACCGUUGGUGGUCGUGCUUCCAGCAUCGGCGUUGGCGGCUUUGUGCUGGGAGGCGGUAUCUCCUAUCAUUCCAACUUGUACGGUUGGGCCUUGGAUAACGUGCAAAGCUUCGAGGUUGUGACAUCAACCGGUAUCAUCGUCACUGCCAGCCAGGAUUCUUUCUCCGACUUGUACUGGGCUCUCCGUGGGGGCGGAAACAACUUUGGACUUGUCACCAAGUAUAACCUCUACACCAUCCCUUGCCCGACGAUGCGGGGAGGCGCUCGUGUCUUCACCCAGAACAACUUCCCCGAGGUGAUCGAUGCCUUUAUCAAUGUCGUCAACAACGCCACCGUGGAUGGCAAGGCCCAGCAAUAUGUUGCUUUCCUUCAGAAUCAAGGCUUGAACAUUGCCUCGGCUGAACUGACGUACGUGGAGGAUGUUGCUGACCCAGCCAUCUUCCGCCAAUACCGAAGCAUUCCCGCCAUCGCCGAUUCCACCAGCACCAAGACGCUGGUGGAAUACGUCCAAUAUCUGGAACUUGACAAUCCGUUCGGAUACCGUGAGAUCUACUGGCCCAUUACGGUGCAGCUCAACGAGGAGUUCAGCAACUGGGUCGUCAAUCUCUUCUACUCUCUCAUCCCCCAGGUGAUUAACCUCAAGGGCGCAAACCCCGUCAUUAUCUACCAGGGUAUCACAAUCCCCGAAUUGAACAACAUGGCACGUUAUGGUGGAAACGCCCUGGGUCUUGAUGCCUCCAAGGGGCCCCUCCACCUCAUGCACGUUGCUUUCUGGUGGCAAGAUGCGGCGGACGACGAUACCGUCUAUGCCUGGAUCCACUCCUUCUGGGAUCAGGUCAUUGCUAAGGCUCAGGAGAUGGGCAUCUUCGACGAGUACAUCUACAUGAACUACGCCAGCAUGUUCCAAGACCCAGUCGCUGGAUACGGUGCCAGCAACAAGGCCCGUCUCCAGCAAAUCUCGAGCCGCUUGGAUCCCAACGGCGUUUUCCAGAAACUGCAGCCUGGAUACUUCAAGCUCAACGGAGCGCCCGUGACUUUCUCCGGCUAG
This is a messenger RNA of Penicillium diatomitis, 1614 nucleotides long. RefSeq names its product FAD-binding oxidoreductase. The transcript is spliced from 3 exons. The record is from RefSeq and is a predicted model, not a curated record. Gene Ontology annotation, molecular function: FAD binding. Bases 1 to 1614 code for a protein of 537 amino acids. Lineage: Eukaryota; Fungi; Ascomycota; Eurotiomycetes; Eurotiales; Aspergillaceae.